Molecule: messenger RNA, 3047 nt
Organism: Mus musculus (house mouse)
Lineage: Eukaryota; Metazoa; Chordata; Mammalia; Rodentia; Muridae
Gene: Zfp189
Product: zinc finger protein 189
Exons: 3
Coding region: 388-2214 (608 amino acids)
Biological process (GO): regulation of DNA-templated transcription; negative regulation of transcription by RNA polymerase II
Cellular component (GO): nucleus
Source: RefSeq, marked validated
UUUACGGAAGAAGGCGGUGGCUCGCUCCCUGGGCAUGUUGGGAGUUGUAGUUGGAGCGGUUCCGCGAAGGCUCCGGGUAACGCCUUCUGGUCCGGGGGUGGUCGGUAGUAGUGCAGCUUGACUUUGAGGCGGAGGAAUUGGCAACAAGGAGGAGAUAUUACAGGGAGACCCUAAGGCUAGGCAGCGGGACAGAGGACUGGGUUUGGGGUUGGAGGACAGCCAGACAGAACGUCUGAUAUGCCCCUAGGAACUUGACCGCUCCGAGACAGAGGCAGGACCACACCAGACCCAUCCGGUGAGCCCCUUCUCGCCGAGCCUUAUUUCCAACAGCCAUCUAGGCCUCAUCAGAGCCCCAAUGUCGUGUGGCUGCUAUUCCUGAACGAGGCGAUGGCGUCCCCAAGCCCACCGCUGGAGCCAAAGGAGGAGUGGGGUUAUCUGGAUCCAGCUCCGAGAAGCCUGUAUAAAGAUGUCAUGAUGGACAGCUACGGAAAGCUGGUCUCGCUGGAUGUUUUAAACAGAAAUAAAGAUGAAGAGCCAACUGUGAAAGAAGAACUUGAGAAAGAUAUCGAGCCACAGGGUGUAAUAGUUACAAGAAUCAAAAGUGAAAUUGAUCAAGAUCCUGUGGGUAGCGAAACCUUUGAACUUGUUGGUAGGUUAGAUAAACAAAGAGGGAUCUUUUUGUGGGAAAUACCACGUGACUCUCUGAGUGAGGAACAGAAACUAUUUAGAGGGCACACUAAUGUCCGUAAGAGACCAACUUCAGAAGAGAAGUGUCAUAAAUGUGAAGAAUGUGGAAAACGUUUUGUCCGCAAGGCCCAUUUCAUUCAGCAUCAAAGGGUCCACACGGGUGAGAAACCUUUUCAGUGCAACGAGUGUGGGAAAAGCUUCAGUCGAAGUUCCUUUGUUAUUGAACAUCAGAGAAUUCACACUGGGGAACGACCCUAUGAGUGUAAUUACUGUGGGAAAACCUUUAGUGUGAGCUCUACCCUUAUUAGACACCAGAGAAUCCACACUGGAGAAAGGCCUUACCAGUGUAAUCAGUGUAAACAGAGCUUCAGCCAGAGAAGGAGCCUUGUGAAACACCAAAGAAUUCACACUGGUGAGAAACCCCAUAAAUGCAGUGACUGUGGAAAAGCCUUCAGUUGGAAAUCCCACCUUAUUGAGCAUCAGAGGACCCACACUGGUGAGAAACCCUAUCACUGUACCAAAUGCAAGAAAAGUUUUAGUCGAAACUCAUUGCUUGUUGAACACCAGAGAAUUCAUACCGGAGAAAGACCUCAUAAGUGUGGUGAAUGUGGGAAAGCGUUCAGAUUAAGUACAUACCUUAUACAACACCAAAAAAUACACACUGGUGAGAAGCCUUUUCUUUGUAUUGAAUGUGGAAAGAGUUUCAGUCGGAGCUCAUUCCUUAUUGAACAUCAGAGGAUCCAUACGGGGGAACGCCCUUAUCAGUGCCAAGAGUGCGGGAAAAGUUUCAGUCAACUUUGCAACCUUACCCGUCAUCAGAGAAUUCACACGGGGGACAAACCCCACAAGUGUGAGGAGUGUGGGAAAGCCUUCAGUAGAAGCUCAGGUCUCAUUCAGCACCAGAGAAUCCAUAUCAGGGAAAAGACUUCGCCAUUCAGUGAAACUAAGGAAAGUUUUGAUCCAAACUGCAGUCUGGUUAUACAGCAGGAAGUCUCCCCUAAGGAGAAAUCGUACAAAUGCGAUGACUGUGGGAAAACGUUCAGUGUCAGUGCUCAUCUUGUACAGCAUCAGAGGAUCCACACUGGUGAGAAGCCCUACCUGUGUACUGUCUGCGGGAAAAGCUUCAGUCGGAGCUCGUUUCUUAUUGAGCAUCAGAGAAUCCACACUGGGGAGAGACCCUAUCUGUGCAGACAGUGUGGCAAAAGUUUUAGUCAACUUUGUAAUCUCAUCCGCCAUCAGGGCGUUCACACUGGUAACAAGCCCCACAAGUGUGAGGAGUGUGGGAAAGCCUUCAGCAGGAACUCAGGUCUCAUUCAGCACCAGAGAAUCCACACAGGAGAGAAGCCUUAUAGGUGUGGAAAAUGUGACAAAAGUUUUAGUCAACAGCGCAGCCUUGUCAACCAUCAGAAGAUCCAUGCAGAGGUGAAAACCCAGGAAAUUUAUGAAUGUGAUGCCUGCGGCGAAGCCUUUACUUGUCAGAUUUCUCUAAUUCAGCAUCAAAAGUUGCAUAUUAUGUGGAUGCAGUAAAAUUAGGGAUAUUUUAAUGCUUAAAUCUGUGACUAGCUACCAAAGUGCAGUUUUAAUACGGCCCAACGUGGGUCAAAUAUAGUGGUAAAGCAAAUACUUGUUGGCUUCAUGAAGAAUAGUUUCUAAAGAUCCUAUGAAUAGUGGGCAGUGCCUGUGGGGAACUGACUUGGCGAUUACUAGUUGUUUUCAUAGCCACAGAGAUUUGAUUUAUCUAAGCCUCUAACCUUUCAGUAGAGUCGACUGGGCAAGGCAUAUGAGGAAAGUUCUGAAGGGCACAGUGAAAUUAGUGUACCGAAUAGGGAGCAACUGAUCCUGGGAAGCUAGGAAUAAUUCAAAAGUCUUAUGUUGCCAUCUCCUGUAGUUGCCCUUCAGUUCUAUGAAGUUUGACUAUACGUGUCAAACCUCAGUGACUAAGCAAAUGUAAUUUGUGAAAGUCCAGAUAUUUUCAAAGUUGCCAAACAGUGUUUAAAACUGUUCAAGAAAUUUGUAUGGAAAAUUAGUUGGUGAAAGUUUGGAGCUCCAGUACUUCCCAGGUUAAUAAAGGCGUGAAUCAUUAAGUUGUAAAGGCAUUUGUUAGUGUUAACAACUAAUAAAGGUAUUACCAAGGAAUCUUUGGGAGUGCCUUCUCCUGAGCCACAAAAUGGGCCCCAAAAGAAAAUUACUGAUUUAUUUUGUGCUGCCUCAUCUGUGAAAUCUGUUUGUAAUACUAUAUCAACAUUACUUUAUUAUUCCCACAUAAUCAGGAACAUGUAAAGAAAGAUGUACGUAUUUUGAUUAUCAAGAACUGGAAAUAAUAAUAAAAAAAAUGACCUAAAAUGUAUGCUAGAAAGCUG